Ceratitis capitata (Mediterranean fruit fly) is the source of this 2652-nucleotide messenger RNA. RefSeq names its product plasminogen activator inhibitor 1 RNA-binding protein (gene vig). The record is from RefSeq and is a predicted model, not a curated record. Lineage: Eukaryota; Metazoa; Arthropoda; Insecta; Diptera; Tephritidae. Gene Ontology annotation, molecular function: RNA binding. The coding region runs from base 204 to 1484 and encodes 426 amino acids. Gene Ontology annotation, cellular component: cytoplasm; nucleus. The transcript is spliced from 4 exons.
AAUUUGAGUAAUAAACUGAACGGUACAUCAACAUGUUCUGAUAGAGGUUGGUAAGAGUUUUGGCGCCAUCUACAGUUGACAUCGUUGAAGUCUUUACUAUAGUGCAGCAGUAAGCAGAAAAUAAGGUUAGUUCAAAUUUGUAAGGAAUUAGCCGAAGAAAAGCAAUAAGCAAAUAUACACAUAUUUCACAAAAAACGCCAAUUAUGGAUGGCUCUGGAAAUAAUCGUUAUGAACUUUUGUUCAUGGACGAUGAUAUUAGUGAUCCAUUAGAUAAUGUUGCAAGCAAAUCUAAAAAGCAGGUUAAGACUGCUGGUGGCAGUGGGGGUAGUGCACCCUCUGCAAAGUCAUCGAAUAAACAAAAUGUCGACGGCGCUCCAAGGGCACAAGCAAAUAAAAAACCCAAUCAAGCAGAAAAAGAAAAUAAACCUUCAGCUUUGAACAAAAAUGAAUCGAAUAAGAAGUCACCGACAGGUACCGGUGUAGAUAGAAAUAGCAAACAAGGUGGAUCAGCUCCUAAUGCCAAUCGCAAGCGUACUGGUGGACCAACUAAUGAUGGAGUUCAAGGUGGGCAACAGCAACAAGGCACGAGAAACUUAAAUUUCAAGCAACAAAACGGAGAAACUCGUGAACAGCGUAACAAUCGUCGUAACGUUCGGGAUAAUGGAUUCUCUGGUAAUUUUGGCACACAAAUUGAAGGUGGAUCCCAGCAGCAGCCACGCCAAUUUCGGGACCGCGAUAACCGUGGACCCCCUCGCAAUCGCAACUUUGAAGGUGGUAAUCGAGGCGGAAAACGGGAAUUCGACCGCCAAUCAGGAUCAGAUAAAACUGGUGUGAAAGCUGUUGAUAAACGUGAUGGCGCUGGAGCACAUAAUUGGGGAUCGGUUAAAGAAGCCAUUGAUGACGUCAAUAAGAGUGAUGUAGAAGCUGGAAAUGUUACUGAUAAGGCUGAAGAAUCUGGUAAUGAACAAGCCGAACAGUCACCGAUCGAAGAAGAAACCAAAGAAUUAACGCUGGAUGAAUGGAAAGCGCAGAAACAACAACGAGUUAAGCCAACAUUUAACAUCCGUAAAGCUGGCGAAGGUGAAGACACGACCCAAUGGAAGAAAAUGGUAGUUUUAAACAAUAACAAGAAAAAGGAAAAUGAAAGUGAAGAGGAACUUGAAUACGAUCCUGCCAUGUAUCCACAAAGAGUUGGGCGUCAACAACGUGUGCUUGACAUACAAUUUAAUUUUAAUGACGGUCGCCGCGGUGCUGGCUUCGGUGGACGCGGGCGUGGACGCGGACCUCGCCCAGGCGGCGGUGCUCCGGUACCCAACGCUAAUACUAACAACAAUUAUAAUGGUACUGAACGGCCACCAGUUUCUGGUGGUGGACGCGGCGGUGUUAACCCAGGCCGAGGUGGCAAGCGUAACUUCGGUGGAUUCAGACAGCAAAAUGUCGCACCAAAAGUUAAUGACGAACGUCAAUUCCCAACAUUGGCUUAAAAGUACUGCAUAUGUGAUGCAGACAAUAUAUCAAAACAAAAAAAAAAACCGAACUAUUUGAAGAAAUGAAAUUAAAGAAGCAAAUAAAAGAGAAAUCAAGAAUUAAAAUAAGUUUGAAGCUACAUACAAUUUAAUAAUCACAUAGUAAGAAAAACUACGGAAACUGCGGACACAUAAAAAAUCCAGUUUAAAUAUCACAAGCUACUUGUAUUACUUCUGUUCUUAGGACUAUUAUUUUAUUGAAUCGGUGCAUUGAAACAAAAAAAUUUCCUGUAAUACUAAGGAAGAGUAAACCGCCCAAUAGCAGCAUCAGAAUUUACGAACAAGAAUAAAAGGAAGCAAUUGAUUUCAGGUCAUAACUUUUAAGCUUCUAAAGCCACACUAGCAUAGCCAAUGCAACAGCCCUUGUCGUAUAUAUAUAAAAAGUUUAGUAGUUUCAACUGCUAAGUAAUGUGUAUAUUUUUGUUGUUUGAUUAAAUUAAAAAAUUUGUUUUUUUUUUUUAAAAUGAAAACGAAAGUGUAAGUCUAAAUCACUUUCCAACAUUUUCAAAACUAUUUCCGAGUUUUGCAAAAUUAUAGCAGUUUUUAUAUAUAAAAAAAUAUAUAAUUAACCGAUACAAUCCACGAACUUCAUUAAGUAGUUCGUAUAAAGAAAUUAUAGAAAAUACUUUAUUUGAUGUCUUCACAUGUUUAAAACUCAUUAAGUGAAGCAAAUACAACUAUCAUCAUCAUCACCCUCACGCAAAACAAAUACCAUUAUAUUGUAACUUUCUUAAUUGUAUUAACAAUAAUAAAUAAAGUUCACACUAUUAUUAAUAAAAGAACAAAGAAACUUAAUAAACUAAAAGGGUAUAGGUUUAUCAUGUGCAUCGAUAUUUGAGCAUCUUUUUGCGAACAAAAAAAAUGUAGAAUGACUACAAAAAUAUGCCACACUCUCUAUGCAUAUAUGUAUGUAGGUGGUUGAGUAGUACAUGAUAUACAGUUUUAAAUUCAAAUAAAGGUUUUUAAUGGUAUUUACACUGUAAUUAGAAAGAACACCUUCUUAGAAUUACGAAAUGUACGUAAAUGCAAAUAUACAUUUAUGAUGUAUGAGAAAAUUUUUGAAAUGUAUUUUGAUCCAAAGAAGUUCAAGAAAUCGUUUAAAUAAAAACUUAUUUGAUAAAAUUAA